CACAUCACGAUUAUGGUCCAACAAAUUUUACUUUCACUACACGACUAUGAACUGACCUAUUAACAAAAUAAAGUACGUUUCCUGUACAAAUUAUUUUAUUUCAAAUACGUUAAGUAUAAUAAUUUUAUCAGAAACAUAAUCACAAUGGAUGACAAUCCAAGAAAAUUCCGCGACAAAAUUAAACUUCUUAAUCAAAAGCAGGCUGAGGAUACUGCUUCAUUUGAAGAAAUAAUGAAGGAAAUUAAAGAGACAGCGCCACGAACCUCGGGCUGCCAAAUAACACCGAAAUUGGAGGAGGAAGACCUGCUCCAAGUCACAAGUCGCAAUAUUAACUACAGCAGUUUGCCAAAUAUUCAUUCCCUGUUAUCCGAACCAGGUGAGAGAUGUAGUAAAAUAGGGUCUCGUCGUGACACUGGACCCGUUAUACGCAAUUCGCGAUCCAUAAAAAGGGAUCACGCACCAUAUUACUGUGGAUCCAACAGAAUUACUAAAAAUUCAUGCAAUAGUUUAUCACCUCCACGUCAUCCUUCAUUAGCACGCACCAAGUCAGAUUCUGCUCUUCAUAGCUCCAGUUCAGUUACAGAACCCGGGAUCCCUCCGCACGCCAGCAAUGAAUUAAUCAAUAACUACAAUGAAAACCAUUACUAUCGUUCUGGUUUUGAAGGGCAAGCUAAUUUUCGAAAUGAUUUCUGUACAAUAAUUCCUAGCAAUAAAACGAUGCAGAAUAAUUUUCCCUUCCAAACUACACCAAGAAUUCCGACAACAUUGGAUCAUCUCGUCGAUUUUAGAUUAGAGUUUCCUCCAUACCAUGAAAAUAACAACUCACCAUCAUACUCUACCAGGCCUUCCUCUUUCACCAACUCUCAAACUAGUGGAUCACCAAAACUCCCAUCUCCAGAUAUAAACCAUGUGUACGACCUAUUCCUCCAGGCUCAACAUCAGCAUCAACAACAACAAUUGACAAAACUUCAUAGUCAAUCCCAGGUGCAACACUGGUUUGAAAAUACAACUAACCCAGCAUCCCAGUUUGCUGAUAAUCAAAUGAUGGCAGCAUAUCCCCCUCUGUCAAAUAUCGAAUAUCCAAGAACGUUAGGGCGUCAAUUGUCGAUCCCUUCAAGUUUAGUCGUACACCAACAAAUUCAGGAUUCGCCAGAAUUUUAUUACGUCCACCAAAGAACAAAUGAGGUACAACAGAGUUUGGAGCGGAUAUCAAUGAAUGAUAUCACGGGUUCAGCCACUACCACAAUGUCCCCUGGCAUACCCAAUAUUGUAUUCACUGAUUUUUCCGAAGUUUUAGAAGCACAGCCUUCCAGCGAGAUGGAAUCCAUAAUAGGACAAACCAAUUUGAUGAAGGACAACCUUCACUCAUUCGAUAUUGAUGGUUUCAAUUUUGAUGACCUUGAGCAUCAAAAUAUUAUGUCACCCAAUUCUUGAUAAAAAACGUUCUGGAAUAGUCUAUUCGCAAGUUUGGAAUCCAUAUCAAUUUCAAAAAUUAUGCCAGUAAUAAGAUUCCUCACCCCAACCUGCUUCUCGACAUCUUGAAUUUUCUAGAAAUUUGCCUCAAAGACGAUUUCACUCCAACUAAUUUGAGAAUCUUUUAAUAUAUAAACAUAUUCCAAUAUAAAUGUUUUUGAUAUAUCUUUGAAAAUAGUAUACAAAUGGUGAAAAUUCCAAAUAAAAAUA
This is a messenger RNA of Folsomia candida, 1683 nucleotides long. RefSeq lists its product as uncharacterized. Gene Ontology annotation, molecular function: cAMP response element binding protein binding. Gene Ontology annotation, cellular component: cytoplasm; nucleus. Bases 145 to 1434 code for a protein of 429 amino acids. The transcript has 7 exons. Gene Ontology annotation, biological process: protein homotetramerization; positive regulation of transcription by RNA polymerase II. NCBI's taxonomy places the organism in Eukaryota, Metazoa, Arthropoda, Collembola, Entomobryomorpha, Isotomidae. The record is from RefSeq and is a predicted model, not a curated record.